GAUCAAAAGACCCGAAAUCCAGCUGGGGCUGAGCUAGGCCCCGAUGAUACAAAGAUCUUGGACCCGAGCAGGUCUUAGUAUCCACCAAGUUUCUCUCUUCCUCUGCCAUUCUGAGGCCUUGAACCGCCAUGAUUAUUUGUCAAUCAGGCUUGGAAUGGCCUGUAAACUUGCGCUCCCAGUAAAGACCUACUCCUAAGUACGGGAUGAAACUGCCAUACUUCCAUUGCACAGUUAGUUAUCAUAUCUACGGGCCUCGCUGCUUCGCGGACUUGUCACAACCAGCCAAAGGCCGGCAUAUGGAGGUAUUCACAUAUUACAUUGUUUAUCACUAAUUAGCUCUUUACCUUGAACGAUGGCCAUCCCAACGCUGGAAGGACUUCCGACUGAGUUGCGGAUCGUCAUUCUGAGAAACAUCGCCGAUUUGAGUACCCUGAGGAGCCUUAUUCAUGGUUCUAUGAUAUACCAAGAAACCUUUCACAGCGCUCGCGAGGCUAUCCUUGAAAAUAUAAUUUACCAUCAGUAUGGUCAUAUGGGGCUCGCACAGGCAAUUGCUGCGGUGCAAUCAAAGGGAAUGCACGCUUCAGAGGCGUCACACAAACCAGGAAUUGCGACUAUCUUGAACCGCUGUCGCCAUUUUCGAAGCGGCUGCUCCUCAAGAACGCUCCGAGCUACUGUCUCAAUAACCGCUGAAGAAUGUGUUAAGUUACUAGAUCUUCACGAGGAGUUCGUCUUCUUCUUACAAGACUUCUGUUUGACAGCACCAUGUCCACCAUGGAUGGAUGCAGUAAAAUGGCGAAGUGAAAUGUUACCAGUGCGUUUGUCCGAUGUUGAGGCGGCACGUAUUCUUCGGGCUCUCUGUCGCCUUGAAACCUUUUGUAAUAUUUUUGGUGUAAUGGACAGGGAGGUGGAGCUUAAGCCAGAAGGGAAGCAGCAGGCAAGUUGGAUCGGUCAUACUUAUGACUGGGCAGAAGUGUGGGAUAUUUUCUUUGGCACGAUGCCUCCUUGGGAAGUUGAGGAGAUAUUCUGUGUUCGGGCGUAUCUGCGCAGAAAAUAUGCUGGGAUUUUCGCAGAGAUUGGAAAUGAUGUAUCAAGACACAUCCCAGGCCCGCAUGUUUAUGAAUGUCAGCUGCAUCUCGAACACAUGGCUGAUAUGGGCCCCAAUUUUCUUUAUAGGGUUCUCCAUGAGCCACAUAAAAGGCGCAGGGAUAUGGUUGAGAGGAAUAUCGACAGCGCAGCAUGGUCGAUCUUCGAACUAAUGAUAUUCAUGAUCGAGCCUUGGGGCCCUGGUUCUCUUGCAACUAAGCACUGCGGGUAUGGAAUUCCCGUGUCUUCGCUCCCUCAUGUCGAGCGACCAAAUCUCAAGUAUAUCCGAUAUCGAGGCCGAGGCGGGUCAGUUGACGGCACCCAUCUCGAUGAAUUGUUCAGACAUCCAGGUAUGGGGGAUUACGACGGCUGGAAUUGGUAUUCGCUGAUAUGGGAUGAUGAAAGGUUGCUCAAGUUGAAGGCGCCUUUGUAGUGGAUCCGGUCAUCAGUGUCGGAAUUGGAAGAUUUUGACCUCUUAAUAUGUCUAAUACAAGUGCUUUCACGUUUGAGAGUUGCUCUAAGCGCAGAAUGUCGCAGACCUCGUCAGCAUGAAAAGAAUGCUAGCUCAAAUCUCAACCUGGCACACAGUUUUAAGCAAAUCCACACAAAUGGCUAGUUAUGGGUAUAUGGAAUACUAUUUAUACAGCUCAAUGGAUGGCAGCAGCCUAUGUUAAAGAGCUCUCCAUAAGAUUCGGUUGUUCCGUCCCCUGAGGAUUCUUCGGAUCUUGUGUGGGUGAGCGCCAGGGGAGCUCGCUGCAGAGAAGUUACAGUCCGAACGUUGCUAGAUAACACUACUCUGUGCUAUGUAGUCCCGAAACGGUUAGGCGGGAGCCAGGAGAAGCUUGCCGUGAACUUUAGUGAAGUUAGUUAGU
Messenger RNA from Coccidioides immitis RS, 1955 nucleotides. RefSeq lists its product as uncharacterized. The record is from RefSeq and is a predicted model, not a curated record. The transcript has 3 exons. Lineage: Eukaryota; Fungi; Ascomycota; Eurotiomycetes; Onygenales; Onygenaceae. Bases 353 to 1516 code for a protein of 387 amino acids.